Messenger RNA from Epinephelus lanceolatus (giant grouper), 1587 nucleotides. The record is from RefSeq and is a predicted model, not a curated record. Lineage: Eukaryota; Metazoa; Chordata; Actinopteri; Perciformes; Serranidae.
GGCAAAAAGAACUCAACACCUGAAUCAGGACAACAAAACUAGUCAGACCACCACAUCAUGGAGAGCAUCACCCAUCUUUUCAGCAGCUUGCCCCACAGUCGAGAAUCAGCCCUGCAUGUGACGGCAAGCGUUGAAGGGAACCCUAAUCUGGCUGCGGGACUUCUCCUGGGUUACGUCUUCAUGGGGCUUGCCACUUACAUCUGGGUCUUCUGGUCGCAGCGCAGCAGGCUUGAAGGUCUCAGAUUAACCCUCUCGUGCCAGAUUCACGGCCUCAAGAACGUUCAAAAAAUCCAAGGCAAUCUUCUCCCUCUGCUCUUUAUCGACUUUGUGAAUGCAGUCACAGCAAUCAUCAUAGCGAUUGGGUUCCUCACGUCCACCUGCAACUCUGAAUUACACUGUGAAUAUGUUGUCAUUGCGUGGUAUCUGUCGAGAUGCUUUGGAUUUAUUUUACAUCUCCUAAACACCUGGGUGUGCCUCAUUUUCCUGUGCCACCCAGAACGGGGUGUCAAUCAGUGGUGGAUUUACUUACCCCUUAUUAAAUUAGGGUUUAUAUUUAUCCCUGCUUUUAUACUACAACCCGCUGGGACAAUGACGGGGUUGCAAGUAAUGAUCAUUGUUUUUGCUCUGCUAAUCCCUGUAAAGUGUGUAGUGUCAACCGCCGCGUCACCCUCUAAUGCCAUUUGGAAGAAACUGAUUGUGCUUGUCGCCAUGCUCACAUUUUUAAUUGUCUUCACUCCCACUUUUAUUCUUGAGUGGCUAAUGAUCACCAUGCCUGUAGAGCAACAUUUCAUGAAUGCUCUGUUUUACACAAACUUUCAACUCUUGUUGGACGGUCUCCUUUGUUAUUGUUUCCUGAAGUUGCCUUCUGAAGAUCAACAACAACAACAACAGGAGCACCAGCGACAACCCAUGACUUUUGAAAACCAAAUCUACAACGUGUCUUCAAAUGUAAAUGUGCCAACGCUUAAUAUGUCUCGUUUUGCAUCACAACAGUUGUCAGCUGUUGGGGGCGGCAGUAGCUCAGUCUGAGGAGACUUGACUUGAGAACCAGAGGGUCGCUGGUUCAAAAUCCCUGAACGGUCUAGAAAUGGCAUGUGGGCUGGCAGCUGGAGGGGUGCCACUUCACACUCUGGGCACCGCUGAGAUGUUAUUGCUGACCCUCUGCCAUCAUUGCGUGUCUGUGUGGACUGAUAAAUAAAGGAACUACAUUUAAUUUCAUUAACUUAAAUGACUGAUAAUUUGGUGAAGAAGAAUGGGUCAUAAUUCAUUAGUCAUCCACCCUCGCUAUUCUUGUCUUCAACGACAAACAAUCUGUAAAUGUAAAAAUUAGCAUCGCUUUCACUUUACUUAUGUGUCUCUGGAUUUUACUGUCAAUGGCUGGAAAAAAUAAACCAUUUGUCACCUUUGUUUCCUUGUAACACUGAACACAUUUUGAUUUGAAAGAACUGAGAAUAAAAUUGUUUUUUUUUUCAAGUUUAUUAGAUUAUUCGGUUAAGCUCUUAAAUACAACUGUAAUUCAUCUUUAAAGUGUGUACUGUGAUCUACAACAAAGAAAUGUCAGCCAAAUAAAAUCAGAAUUUGACUUCA